AGACUCCAGAAAUGGAAAGUUUUUUUUCAGGGGACAUCUUUCUGAGUUACGUAUGUGCGUACUUAUGUACAUACUUAUGUGUGCAUUCUUGUAAUGUGAGCCAAUUCUGAUUAAUUCGUUUUAAAUUAAUAAAUUCCGAGAUAUUUAUGUAUUUGGAAAUAACAUCACCCAAUUUCGCGGAUAAAAUGGAUAUGUACGGAUAGAAGUGCUUCUCCAGGUUAAGAAAAUAUAUGCAGUGGAUCACAACUAAAGUGAUUUAGCCGUAUAAAAAUAUUAAAGCAAGUGACUGAAGUGCAGACAAAAAAUGAUUAAGCAAACGCAUACUGAGUUAUUAAAUAUUGAUGGAGAGUUAGAAACUCUUCCCGCAGAUACAUACACCGUUCAGCAGGCAGUGAAUCUCUUAGGAUUUGGAUGGUUUCACGUUAAACUAUCACUUUUUGUUGGUCUAUGUUGGAUGGCCGACUCUAUGGAAAUGACCAUACUCAGUAUCAUUGGACCAACAACACAAUGCGAAUGGAACGUAUCUACGUACCAAAAAGCUUUUAUGACAACCAUUGUAUUUUUGGGAAUGAUUAUUAGCCCUUCAUUUUGGACUCAAUUAAGUGAUCGAUAUGGCCGUAAAUCGGCCUUAACUUUUUGUGGUGUUCUGCUUGUAUUGUACAGCUUACUAAGUUCUGUGGCACCUACUUUUACUUGGCUUAUCAUAUUGCGUGCACUGGUUGGAUUUUCGAUAGGGUGCAUACCACAAUCUGUGACGUUGUAUGCAGAAUUUCUUCCUUCAAAACAUAAAGGAAAAUGCGUAAUUUUAAUGGAUUGUUUUUGGGCUUUAGGGGCCUGCUUUGAAAUUGCUUUAGCCCUAGCGAUAUAUCCAAACUUUGGCUGGCGAUGGCUUUUGGGCUUCUCAACGGCACCAUUGCUGCUAUUUACUUCUCUUACACCGUGGAUUACAGAGUCGGCCAGGUUCCAUACAAUAAAUGGUAAUUAUGAUAAAGCAGUCCGAGUUUUAGAACAGAUUGCCAAGGAUAAUAAUCGUCAAAUGCUUAUUGGAAGGUUAACAAGUGAUUAUGAAGCCAAUCCACAACAUCAACUGAAAACUUUGUUUAAACCCGAGUUAAGAAAAAUAACAUUAAUUCUCUGGUUUCUAUGGAUGUCUUGUGCUUUUUGCUAUUACGGAUUAGUACUAAUAUCUGCAGAAGUCUUUCUUAGCGAUAAAGGUAAAGCGACGCCCAGUCAGAAUUGUAGCUCUUUUAAUACAAAGGAUUUUAUGGAUUUAAUGUGGAUCACAUUUUCUGAAUUUCCCGGUAUAUUUUUGACAAUAGCUGUAAUCAAACGACAUGGAAAAAAGAAAACAAUGACAUUACAGUUCAUAAUCUUUUCUGUCUGCAUGUCAUUACUUUCGCUUAGUGAGAGUCGCAUUUAUACAACUUCGGUUCUAUUUCUCGCAAGAGGUGUUAUAUCUGGACUUUUUCAAGCUGCGUACAUAUAUACACCUGAUAUCUAUCCGAACAAUUUACGUUCAUUGGGAGUUGGAGGAUGUUCAACUAUAGCCCGAUUAGGCGCAAUGGCUACACCAUUCGUUUCUCAAGUGCUUUUCCAAAGUUCUGCUUUUAGUGCAUUUAUGGUGUACACUUCAAUCGGCUUAUUGUCAGCAGUUGCGUGCAUUAUACUUCCAGAAAGUCAAAUUUUGAUAUGAAUAUUUAUAUACAUAUAAUAUAUAUAUACAGAUUAAAAAUUACACUAUAAAAAGAUGUAUUAGAAAGUAAUGAAGUCGUUUAAGAUUUUUUUUGUAUUUGUUAACAAAUAAACCUUAAUUAAUAUGUUUGGUUAUACCAUGUUCAGACCGAAAAUUUAAAAGAUUAGAUUACAUUUAAGCAUUUCAUAACCCAACAGUGUUCUCACUG
Messenger RNA from Bactrocera tryoni, 1901 nucleotides. Its product is annotated as synaptic vesicle 2-related protein. Gene Ontology annotation, molecular function: transmembrane transporter activity. The record is from RefSeq and is a predicted model, not a curated record. Lineage: Eukaryota; Metazoa; Arthropoda; Insecta; Diptera; Tephritidae. Gene Ontology annotation, biological process: transmembrane transport. The transcript has 10 exons. The coding region runs from base 305 to 1693 and encodes 462 amino acids. Gene Ontology annotation, cellular component: membrane.